AUGGCCUGCUGCUCCACUAGCUUCUGUGGAUUUCCCACCUGUGCCACCAGUGGGAACUGUGGCUCCAGCUGCUGCCAGCCCAGCUGCUGCCAGACCAGCUGCUGCCAGCCAACCUGCUGCCAGACCAGCUGCUGCCAGCCAACCUGCUGCCAGACCAGCUGCUGCCAGCCCAGCUGCUGUGGGACCAGCUGUGGCACUGGUGGUGGCCAGGAGGGUGGCUGCGGAGCUGUGAGCUGCCGAGUCAGGUGGUGCCGCCCUGACUGCCGCGUGGAGGACACCUGCCUGCCCCCCUGCUGCGUGGUGAGCUGCACGCCCCCAACCUGCUGCCAGCUGCACCAUGCCCAGGCCCCGUGCUGCCGCCCAUCCUACUGUGGACAGUCCUGCUGCCGCCCAGCCUGCUGCUGCUACUGCUGCCAGCCCAGCUGCUGCCAGCCCACCUGCUGUGAGCCCACCUGCUAA
Molecule: messenger RNA, 459 nt
Organism: Mustela lutreola (European mink)
Lineage: Eukaryota; Metazoa; Chordata; Mammalia; Carnivora; Mustelidae
Product: keratin-associated protein 9-3-like
Exons: 1
Coding region: 1-459 (152 amino acids)
Cellular component (GO): keratin filament
Source: RefSeq, a predicted model, not a curated record